Molecule: messenger RNA, 615 nt
Organism: Lodderomyces elongisporus
Lineage: Eukaryota; Fungi; Ascomycota; Pichiomycetes; Serinales; Debaryomycetaceae
Gene: RIB3
Product: 3,4-dihydroxy-2-butanone-4-phosphate synthase
Exons: 1
Coding region: 1-615 (204 amino acids)
Biological process (GO): riboflavin biosynthetic process
Cellular component (GO): cytosol
Molecular function (GO): 3,4-dihydroxy-2-butanone-4-phosphate synthase activity
Source: RefSeq, a predicted model, not a curated record
AUGAGCGAAAUAUUCACACCAACUGAACAAGCUUUGGAAGCGUUCAAGAAUGGAGAGUUUUUAAUCGUGAUGGACGACGAGGAUCGUGAGAAUGAAGGUGAUUUGAUUAUUUCCGCAGAACUUAUCACACAGCAAAAGAUGGCUUUUUUGGUACGUCAUUCAUCGGGUUACGUUUGUGUGCCGCUUUCAACUGAACGAGCUGACGAGUUGGAUUUGCAGCCGAUGUUGAAGAAUCAAACUGAUAGACACGGUACAGCAUACACUGUGACAUGUGAUGUUUCCGAAAAUACAACUACAGGUAUUUCGGCACAUGAUCGUGCUUUAACUGCAAACGCAUUGGCAAAUCCAGGAUCAAAGCCUGUUGAUUUUAUCAAACCAGGCCACGUUUGUCCCUUAAGAGCUGUCCCAGGCUUACUAAAGAAAAGAAGAGGUCACACGGAGGCUGCAGUACAACUCUGUGAGUUGACUGGCUUGCAACCAGCAGCAGUCAUUUGUGAAUUGGUGAGAGAUGAAGAUGGAUUGAUGAUGAGAUUAGAUGACUGUGUAAAGUUUGGUAAGGAACACAGUAUUAAAAUUAUAACUAUCAAACAACUAGUGGAACACAUUAGUAAUUGA